Messenger RNA from Merops nubicus (carmine bee-eater), 2689 nucleotides. Its product is annotated as dynein heavy chain 5, axonemal-like. The record is from RefSeq and is a predicted model, not a curated record. Gene Ontology annotation, molecular function: dynein intermediate chain binding; dynein light intermediate chain binding; ATP hydrolysis activity. Gene Ontology annotation, cellular component: dynein complex. The annotation marks the transcript as partial. Gene Ontology annotation, biological process: microtubule-based movement. The transcript is spliced from 16 exons. NCBI's taxonomy places the organism in Eukaryota, Metazoa, Chordata, Aves, Coraciiformes, Meropidae.
AUGAACAUGGGUGGAGCACCUGUGGGACCUGCAGGAACUGGAAAAACUGAAACGAUCAAAGACAUGGGACGGUGCCUUGGAAAGUAUGUUGUAGUCUUCAACUGCUCAGACCAGAUGGAUUUCCGAGGACUUGGGAGGAUCUUCAAAGGUCUUGCUCAGUCUGGCUCCUGGGGUUGCUUUGAUGAGUUCAAUCGUAUUGAUUUACCAGUACUAUCAGUAGCUGCACAGCAAAUUUCAGUUGUGUUGACAUGUAAGAAGGAACGUAAAAAAAGCUUUCUUUUUACUGAUGGAGAUAAUGUGGAAAUGAACCCAGAAUUUGGCAUUUUUCUUACUAUGAAUCCAGGCUAUGCUGGGCGGCAGGAACUUCCGGAAAACUUGAAGAUCAACUUCCGCUCAGUGGCCAUGAUGGUUCCUGACCGUCAAAUCAUAAUUCGUGUCAAACUGGCUAGUUGUGGCUUCGUUGCUAAUGCUGUAUUGGCAAGGAAAUUCUUUACACUGUACAAGCUGUGUGAAGAACAACUGUCAAAGCAGGUGCAUUAUGACUUUGGCUUACGGAAUAUAUUGUCAGUGCUCCGUACAUUAGGAGCAGCAAAAAGAGCAAAUCCCACAGAUACUGAAUCUACCAUUGUCAUGCGUGUGCUGAGAGACAUGAACCUCUCCAAACUAAUUGAUGAAGAUGAACCUUUAUUCUUGAGUCUAAUUGAAGAUCUGUUUCCAGAGGUCCAGCUUGAUAAAGUAGGCUAUCCUGAGCUGGAAGCUGCCAUUGACAAACGGGUGGAGGAAGCUGGACUUGUUUGUCAUCCUCCUUGGAAACUGAAAGUUAUCCAGCUUUUUGAAACCCAGAAAGUGAGGCAUGGAUUGAUGACACUAGGACCUAGUGGUGCAGGAAAAACUGCUUGCAUCCACACUUUAAUGAAAGCCAUGACAGAUUGUGGACAACCGCAUCGUGAGAUGAGAAUGAAUCCUAAAGCUAUAACUGCUCCGCAAAUGUUUGGCCAUCUUGAUGUGGCAACAAAUGAUUGGACAGAUGGAAUAUUUUCAACACUCUGGAGAAAAACCUUAAGAGCAAAAAAAGGUGACCAUAUCUGGAUAGUUCUUGAUGGUCCUGUUGAUGCUAUUUGGAUUGAGAACCUUAAUUCUGUCCUGGAUGAUAACAGAACUCUAACACUAGCAAAUGGAGAUCGGAUACCUAUGGCACCAAAUUGCAAAAUAGUCUUUGAACCUGAUAAUAUUGAUAAUGCUUCUCCAGCAACGGUUUCGAGGAAUGGGAUGGGAUUUUUGAAAGGACGUUCCUGGCAGGAAGCCGAAAUCCUACGCCAGCUGUAUUCUUCAUCGUUCCCAGACUUACACCGCUUCAGCAGUCAGUCUCUGCAAUGCAAGACUGAGAUGUUGGAAGCCUUUGUGAUUAUGCAGAGCAUUAAUAUGCUACAGGGUCUUAUCCCACCUAAGGAGCAAGGAGGGGAACUGAUUCCAAAAUACUUGGAAAGGCUGUACGUCUUCUCUCUCAUGUGGAGUGUAGGAGCAGUGCUAGAACUGGGAGACAGAUGCAAAAUGGAGCACUGGCUUCGAAACCAUGCAACAAUAAAACUUGAUCUUCCCUGUAUCCCUGAAGGCAGUGAAGAUACCAUGUUUGAUUACUAUGUGGCAUCUGAUGGUGAAUGGAUGCACUGGAAUGCACAGGUUGGAGAGUAUGCAUAUCCAAGUAGCAGCACUCCAGAGUAUGGCUCCAUUCUUGUGCCUAAUGUCGACAAUGUGAGAACGGAUUUCCUUAUUGAAACAAUUGCGAAACAGGGGAAGGCUGUCCUACUAAUCGGUGAGCAAGGAACUGCAAAGACUGUUAUCGUCAAAGGUUUUAUGUCAAAAUAUAACCCCGAAAGCCACAUGGCAAAGAGUUUAAAUUUUUCGUCUGCAACUACCCCACUAAUUUUCCAGCGUACAAUAGAAAGUUACGUGGACAAGCGCAUGGGCACAACUUACGGUCCGCCUGCAGGCAAAAAGAUGACAGUCUUCAUUGAUGAUGUGAAUAUGCCCAUAAUAAAUGAAUGGGGAGAUCAGGUCACUAAUGAGAUAGUUAGGCAGCUGAUGGAGCAGAAUGGACUGUAUAACCUGGAAAAGCCUGGUGAAUUUACCAACAUUGUGGACGUUCAGUUUUUGGCUGCCAUGAUCCACCCUGGGGGAGGUCGCAAUGAUAUUCCACAGAGGCUCAAGAGACAGUUUUCUGUGUUCAACUGUACUCUGCCUUCCAAUUCGUCCAUUGACAAAAUUUUUGGUGUUAUUGGAGAAGGGCACUACUGUAUUGAGCGGGGCUUUUCAGAAGAUGUGAAGAAAACAGUGGCCAAAUUGGUUCCACUGACACGCAGGCUGUGGCAGAUUACCAAGCUAAAAAUGUUGCCCACACCAGCGAAGUUUCAUUAUGUCUUCAACCUUCGAGACCUCUCAAGGAUUUGGCAAGGAAUGCUGAACACUACAUCAGAAGUGAUCAAUGAACCAAAGGUACUGAUAAAACUCUGGAAACAUGAAUGUAAGCGUGUUAUUGCUGAUCGUUUCACAACCUCAGAAGAUGUAAGCUGGUUUGACAUAGCUGCAGCAAAACUCAUUCAGGAGGAAUUUAAAGAAACAAGAGCUUUUCUGGAUUCUGAAAUUGAUGCAUUCUUUGUUGACUUCUUAAGGCAUGCACCUGAAAGAACAG